Didymosphaeria variabile is the source of this 1710-nucleotide messenger RNA. It is a transcript of the gene cct1, whose product is annotated as chaperonin-containing T-complex alpha subunit Cct1. Gene Ontology annotation, molecular function: ATP binding; ATP-dependent protein folding chaperone; ATP hydrolysis activity. Gene Ontology annotation, cellular component: chaperonin-containing T-complex. The transcript is spliced from 3 exons. Lineage: Eukaryota; Fungi; Ascomycota; Dothideomycetes; Pleosporales; Didymosphaeriaceae. Gene Ontology annotation, biological process: protein folding. Bases 1 to 1710 code for a protein of 569 amino acids. The record is from RefSeq and is a predicted model, not a curated record.
AUGGCCGGAAUCUUCGAGCAGCAGCGCAAUGCCGGAACUCUGUUCCUCGGCGGAACCAAGAUCAGCGGUCAGGACAUCCGCGACCAAAAUGUACUCGCGACGCAGGCAAUUGCGAAUGUCGUCAAAUCCUCUUUCGGACCCUCAGGUCUCGACAAGAUGAUGGUCGACGACAUCGGAGACGUGACCGUGACCAACGACGGCGCCACUAUCCUCAGCUUGCUCGACAUCGAGCACCCCGCCGGCAAGAUUCUGGUCGACUUGGCACAACAACAAGACAAGGAGGUCGGCGACGGCACUACAUCAGUUGUCAUAAUAGCGGCGGAGCUGCUACGGCGCGCGAAUGAUCUCAUGAAGAACAAGAUACACCCUACCACUAUCAUCACUGGAUACAGGCUAGCGCUUAGGGAAGCUGUAAAAUACAUGAACGAGAACAUCAGCACGAGCGUGGGACAGCUCGGUCGGGAGCCGUUGGUCAGCAUUGCGAAGACGUCCAUGUCGAGCAAGAUCAUUGGGUCAGACUCAGACUUCUUCUCCAACAUGGUAGUAGACGCCAUGCAGUCGGUCAAAUCCACCAACAACAGAAACGAGACCAAAUACCCCGUCAAGGCUGUGAACAUACUGAAGGCGCACGGAAAGGGUGUGACCGAAUCGGUAUUGGUCAAGGGCUACGCUCUCAACUGCACAGUCGCAUCGCAAGCCAUGACGACCCGCGUUACGGACGCGAAGAUUGCGUGCUUGGACAUCAACUUGCAGAAGGAGCGGAUGAAGUUGGGUGUUCAUAUCACCAUCGACGAUCCAGAGCAGCUCGAGAAGAUUCGGGAACGGGAGUCAGGAAUUGUUAUCGAACGGAUAGAGAUGAUCCUGAAGACCGGCGCGAACGUGGUCAUGACAACGAAGGGUAUCGACGAUAUGUGCUUGAAGCACUUUGUGGAGAAGGGUGCCAUGGCCGUACGGAGAUGCAAGAAGGAGGAUUUGCGCCGGAUAGCAAAGGCGACCGGCGCCACUCUUGUCAGCACCUUGUCAGAUCUCAACGGUGACGAGAAGUUCGAGGCGUCGUACUUGGGCUCAGCAGAGGAAGUCGUACAGGAGCGCAUCUCAGACGACGAAUGCAUCUUGGUCAAGGGUACGAAGGCGUUCUCAUCGGCAUCCAUCAUCCUGCGAGGCGCAAACGACUAUGCUCUUGAUGAGAUGGAGCGUUCCGUGCACGAUGCGCUUUCGGCCGUGAAGCGAACACUCGAGAGUGGGCGCGUGGUUCCCGGUGGAGGCGCGGUGGAAACUGCUCUACACAUCUACCUGGAGGAGUGGGCUACAUCUGUGGGUUCUCGUGAACAGCUCGCUAUUGCAGCUUUUGCCACUGCCCUUCUCGCCAUCCCCAAGACCCUUGCCAUAAACGCGGCGAAAGACUCCACAGAGCUAGUCGCCAACCUCCGUUCCCGACACGCGCUCUCCCAACGCACGUCUUCCGACCCCUCCACUCCUGAUAACGCGAAGCAGCUUGCCAAGUCGAAGAAUUAUAAGAACUACGGCUUGGAUCUUGUAAAUGGCAAGGUGCACGACUCCCUAAAGGCAGGUGUGCUGGAGCCGAGCAUGUCCAAGGUCAAGCAGUUGAAGAGUGCCGUGGAGGCGUGUGUUGCCAUCAUGCGUAUAGAUACGAUGAUCAAGUUAGACCCAGAAGAGAGAGGAGGAGAUGACGACGGCCACGGCCAUUAG